UGUGAGCAAUGGUCAUAAAAUAAGCUUAAAUACCCAUAGAUCAAACAACAAAAUAAAAUAAAAAAUACUAUAGGUUAAUGGGAGGCCUGCGUUGAGCCCGCAGUGAAAGAAGGAAAGGGACACAACAAGUAAAUAUGGCAGAUCGUCGUCGCCAAGAAAGCGCAAAUCUGGCCAAAGAACACGCAAUAGGCAUUUUAAAUAGACUACAGCACUUGCGAAGACUCAACACGAUGUGUGAUGCCGUUCUUAAAGUAGAGGAAAAGCAAUUUCCUAUCCAUAAGAUUGUAGUUUCAGCCUGAAGUCCUUAUUUUGAGGUGUUGUUUAGUGGCGGGCUGAGAGAAAGCUACCUAGACACCGUGACAAUUCAAGGCAUCGAUAGCGAAACAUUCAGUGCGUUGUUAGACUUUAUAUACACGGGAGUAAUCAAUGUAAACGAAGAAAACGUACAGCAACUUUUGCCGGCCGCGAAAAUGCUCCAACUAGACGCAGUAGAAAAGUGUUGUUGUGAUUUCCUGAUGCGUCAACUUGAACAUGCUAACUGUCUAGGAAUUUACUUGUUCGCUGAAGCCCACAGCUGCGCAGAUCUGUCAACAAACGCUUUAGAAUUCAUUCACAGGAAUUUUGUACUAGUUUGUGAGAGCGAGGAGUACCUCGAACUCGAUAGAUGGCAUUUGCUACAACUUUUGGACUCUGAAGAUUUAAAAAUAGAAUCAGAAUGUCAAGUUUUCGAAGCAGCGAUGAGAUGGGUCAUGUUUGACAUGCGCAGUAGACGGGAAGCUCUUGGAAAAAUCCUAGAACGCAUCCGUCUGCCUCUAAUCUCACCCAAAUACUUUGAAAAAUUCUUGUCAGAGUGUCAAAAUGAAAGCUUGCAUCGGAUGUUAGGAAACAUCCUUGAAGGUUACCGUAGUUACCAAUCAUUGGCGCACAGUGCUGUCAAAGGCAUAGUCCAGCCUAGGAGAGCCUCAAGGAAAUGCUUUUACAUCAUUGGCGGGUACAGCAGAAGUGCUGGGGGCAGAUGGAGUGAUACUGCAUCUUUAGCAAAUGUGGAGAAAUUUGAUACAUUCACUCAGACAUGUUAUGGUUCUACCCCUACAUCAAUGAGUUAUCCCAGGAGUGGGCACUGUGUAGCAUCUGUCAGUGGUUUGGUGUAUGCGAUAGGCGGGGAGAACGACUCUUUGAUAUAUGACAUCACUGAAUGUUAUGACCCCACACUAAAUUCUUGGUCUGUUGUUGCUCCUUUGACAGCACCAAGAGUUGCAUGUGGCGCAUGUGUGGUUGAUGGAUUUAUUUAUGUUCUUGGUGGCUGGGUUGGAUCAGAGAUUGCAGACAGUAUUGAGCGAUAUGAUCCUAAAGAGAACCUCUGGGAAAUUGUUGGUAAAGUGGAGACCAAACGGCUUCAUCUUGGAGUAACUGAACUCCAUGGGAACAUAUAUGUGAUUGGUGGGAUCAGUGAGCUAGGUGAGCAACUUAAGUGCACUGAAAGCUUCAACCCAUUAAAAGACAAAUGGACAAAGCUUGCUGACAUGAGCACUAGACGUUCAUACCUUGGUGUGGCAUCUCUAGGGGACGCCAUCUAUGCUGUAGGUGGUGAGAAUGAGCAUGAGGGCGUUUUGAGAAGUGUGGAGCGCUAUGACUAUGCCACUGAUGAAUGGGUGUUGUUUGCCAUGCUUGAAACACCUAGAGCUGGGCUGAGUCUUGCUACCAAUAACAAUAUGUUGUAUGUAAUUGGUGGGAGAACAGCAGGUGGUGAGUUUAGUGCCCCUAUCACCAUGGCAACCAUUGAAGUCUACAACCAACAAAAGAACAAAUGGACUCAUGCCUCUGAUUUGUCUCUUAGCCGGUGUGAGUUUGGAGUUGGUAUUGUAUGAUGACUAGAAAGCCAUUAGAAAAUUUUCUUAGCACUUUGAUUGUUUACUGUUGUAGUUAGAGCCCAUUCAUUAAAAAACAGUAAAUGAAAAUGUAAUUAUAAAUUAAAAAAAUUAAAUUUAAAAUUAAACUCCAAAGGGGCAUAUACACACUAAAACUUAUCUCUGUCAAGUAAACUGUGUGGGACAUACCAAUUCUCCCUGUUUUUUUUGUGGGAGACUCGGGCAAGAGAAUUGAAACUUCCUAUACAUUUACUUUAAUAUCCUGGGAAAAUUCAUAAAGAAUUUCUUAUACACUUCCUGUAUUUGAAGCACAGUUUUUGAGCUUUCAAGGUUAGCAAGUGCACCCUAUAGCAGCCAGAAGAAGACCCCAUACAAUUUCAAAUUCUGAAUUUGGCCUAUGGCUGCAGGCCCAUACCCAGGGGGUUGCAUGGGGUGCACCCCCCCCCCCCCAGUGGCAGAAAGUCUACUCCAAUUCGCUAUAGAUGUGCUAUUUGUAGACAAAACUAUAAAGCUUAAGCGAUUUGAUAUAAAAAGACAUUCUAAAUCACUCUGCUGGUAUAUCAUAAAUCUAUAAGUGAAACUUGUUUUUGUAGCCAAAUAUGAUAAUAAAUGCCUGUGGAGAUACUGCAAUGACAUAAAAAAUCCCUUUUUAUCAGAAGACUCCCCCCAGGAGAAAAUUAGGUCUACUUUAAUUCCGGAUUUCAUGAAAACGUGAAUCGGCGCUCAGCGAAACAUAUUUUUGAAUGUAUGAAGGCAAGAAAUGUGAAGCUUGAUGACGACGUACGGUGACGUCACCUAAUCAUUCGAAACAA
This is a messenger RNA of Nematostella vectensis (starlet sea anemone), 2680 nucleotides long. RefSeq names its product actin-binding protein IPP. Gene Ontology annotation, molecular function: protein binding. The record is from RefSeq and is a predicted model, not a curated record. Bases 471 to 1868 code for a protein of 465 amino acids. The transcript has 2 exons. Lineage: Eukaryota; Metazoa; Cnidaria; Anthozoa; Actiniaria; Edwardsiidae.